Molecule: messenger RNA, 2451 nt
Organism: Rotaria sp. Silwood1
Lineage: Eukaryota; Metazoa; Rotifera; Eurotatoria; Philodinida; Philodinidae
Source: the annotation of a GenBank genome assembly
AUGGCUGAUAGAUUUAAAAAUGUUCGUGUACCUGGUCCAAAUGAUAAUAUUUAUAAAGAUGAAUGUCUUUAUUCAUUUGAUAAUCCGGAAUCUGAAAAUGGUCUUUAUAUUUGUAUGUCAACAUUUCGUGGACUUGGAAAAGAUCAUCUUGAACGACAUUGUAAUAAUAAUCCAGGAAAAAAUGUUUUUUUACAUAUUGUACGAAAACGAAAACCAAUACCAGUCGAUGCUAACAUUGAACCAACUAAAGUAACAAAAUUAGCCAUUGGUGUUGAAGGUGGUUUUGAUGUAAAUCAGUCAAAUCGAUUUACAUUUGAAGAACAAUAUUCAAUUUAUAUUCAUCCAAAUAUAACUAUUCAUUAUCCAGAUGAAUCUAAUCAAUUACCUGAACAUGUUAAAAAAUCAGCUGAUGCUAUUAUAGCUGCUGAUUCAGCAUUUUUAAAAGAAGAACGUUCACUUAUGAAUGCAACAUGGAAUGGAGAAAUUCGUCAUGUAACAAAACAUACUCAAACAUUAAACCAAUUACAUAAUGAUCGAAAAAUUCCACCAAAUGGUUGGAAAUGUGAUCAAUGUGAUUUAACAGAAAAUUUAUGGCUUAAUUUAACUGAUGGAUCAAUUUUAUGUGGAAGAAAAUUUUUUGAUGGUACCGGUGGAAAUAAUCAUGCUGCUGAACAUUAUUAUAAAACAAAAUAUCCAUUAGCUGUCAAACUCGGAACAAUUACAGCUAAAGGUGCUGAUGUUUAUUCUUAUGAUGAAGAUGAUAUGGUUGAAGAUCCAAAUCUUGCUAUUCAUCUAUCACAUUGGGGAAUAAAUAUGCUUAAAAUGGAAAAAAGCGAUAGAUCAAUGGCUGAUUUAGAAAUUGAAUUGAAUCAAAAAUAUGGUGAAGCAUCUAUGAUUGAAGAAGCUAAUUCAAAGUUACAACCUGUACAUGGACCAGGUUAUACGGGAAUGAGAAAUUUAGGCAACUCAUGUUAUAUGAAUUCUGUAAUACAAGUUUUAUUUACUUUAAAAGAUUUUCAAGAAAAAUAUUAUCAACAUUGUGAUUUUUAUUUUGAUAAAGCUAAAGAUCCAGCAAAUGAUUUUAAUGCACAAACAGCUAAGUUAGCAUUUGGUCUUUUAUCUGGUCGUUAUUCAAAAGAACUUCCAGUUAAUAAUGAUAUAUCAUUACAAGCACCAUCAGGUAUUCGUCCACAAAUGUUUCGUUUAUUAAUUGGACGUAAUCAUCCGGAUUUUGGUACAAAACAACAGCAAGAUGCUGCUGAAUUUCUUCAAUAUUAUAUUGAACAAGUACAUAAUCAUUGUAAAAAAGAUCCAACACCAAAUCCAUCACUUGAUCCAAGUACUUGUUUUCAGUUUGAACUUGAAGAACGUAUUUACUUGCCUGAAACAAAUCAAGUACGAUAUUUAACACGUAAUGAUUCAAUGUUUAGAUUAAGUGUACCAUUGUCAGCAGCAAGAAAUAUGCAUGAAGUACUACAAUAUAAUAAAACAAAAGAAGAUAUGGAAAAACAAGGCAAAAAAUUAAAUGAUUUACCAGUUGUACGUCCAAUUAUACCACUUAAAGAAGCUAUAUCACAAUGGGCUGCACCAGAAGAAAUUCAUGAUUAUAAACUACCACAAUAUGGACGUACUACAACAAUAAGAAAAACACAAAAAUUUUUAACUUUUCCUGAUUAUCUUUUUAUUCAAUUAAAAAAAUAUACAUUUAAUCCUGAUUGGACACCAAGAAAAAUUGAUGUUUCAAUGGAAGUACCUGAUGAACUUGAUCUUAGUUCAUUGCGUGCAAAGGGCGUUCAACCUGGUGAAAUAGUAAUGGUUGAUGAUGAUGAACCAACAGGACCAUCCUCUGUUUCUGUUAAUGAAGUUCUUUUACAACAACUUGUUGAUAUGGGUUUUUCAAUGGAAGGUUGUAAACGCGCAUUAAUCAAUACGGGUAAUAAUGAUAUUGAAGCAGCUAUGAAUUGGGUAUUUGAACAUCAAUCGGAUCCAGAUUUUGACACACCAUACCAAGCACCAAGUAAAAAAGCUCGUGUUGAACAAACGCAAACACCACCUGUGGAUGAAGAAAGUAUCGGCAUCGUUAUGUCAAUGGGUUUUUCGCGUGCUCAUGCUCUUCGUGCAUUAUCAUUAAUGAAUAAUAAUGUUGAAGCAGCAGUUGAUUGGGCUUUUAAUACACCUGAAGAUAAUUCGACUUUAAAUGCAUUAGUUGAAUCAUUACCUCAAUCAUCAUCUACCCAACAAACCAAGCAAACUUAUCGUGACGGUACUGGUAAAUAUCGUCUUGUGGCUUUUAUAUCACAUAUUGGUAAUCAUCCAUCAUCGGGUCAUUAUGUGGCACAUAUUCUUAAAGAUAAUCGUUGGGUUAUAUUUAAUGAUGAAGUUGUUGCAUUCUCUGAACAUCCACCAAAAGAUUUAGCUUACCUUUAUUUAUACAAACGUGAAACUAUUUGA